AUGGAAAUUACUAAAUAUACAAAUAAUGCAGGAUUCAGUAAUAAUAAGGUUGACCAAACAAUAGCAUUUGCAAACAAAGUACUAGAGAUACAACAUCGUCGAAGAUUUGUUUAUGCGAUCUUGACAGACUAUUAUAAUAUACAAUUCUUUAAGGUGAAACGCCAGAAAGAGAAUAAUUUGCAUUUUAUUUAUACUUAUACCACAAGUGAAUCCCUUUAUUUUGAGAUUGAAGAACCUCCUCUUUGGCAACGGUUAGUCUCGUUUCUUUGCCAAAUACCUUCAGAAUUGGGAUGGCUUGAAUCAGAAUUAAAAAUUGAUGACGUUUGA
Molecule: messenger RNA, 327 nt
Organism: Funneliformis caledonium
Lineage: Eukaryota; Fungi; Glomeromycota; Glomeromycetes; Glomerales; Glomeraceae
Source: the annotation of a GenBank genome assembly